AUGAGUGGUACUUCAAAGCAACAACAGGGUGGUGGUGGCAAAAGUCCACAGUGUAGCUGGUCAGUAUUACCGGAGGAAGAAGCUGAUCAAAUAGUUAACUCGGGUGGAGGAGAAGUUGCUCUAAAAAAAGGUAUCGAAGCUGAUCAAACAGUUAACUCGGGUGGAGGAGAAGUUGCUCUAAAGAAAGGUAUCGAAGCUGAUCAAACAGUUAACUCGGGUGGAGGAGAAGUUGCUCUAAAGAAAGGUAUCGAAGCUGAUCAAACAGUUAAUGCGGGUGGAGGAGAAGUUGCUCUUAAGAAAGGUAUCGAAGCUGAUCAAACAGUUAAUGUGGGUGGAGGAGAAGUUGCUCUUAAGAAAGGUAUCGAAGCUGAUCAAACAGUUAAUGCGGGUGGAGGAGAAGUUGCUCUUAAGAAAGGUAUCGAAGCUGAUCAAACAGUUAAUGCUCUUAAGAAAGGUAGCACUUCGACGCGAAAACGUAAAAUGUCAUCAUUAUCAAGUGGAAGUGAUGUUGGUAAAAGGUCAAAGCUUAGCCGGUCAAUAUUACCGGAGGAAGAAGCUGAUCAAAGAGGAGAAGUUGCUCUAAAGAAAGGUCCGUGGACAAAUGAAGAGGAUGAAAUUUUGAAAGAUCAUAUUAAAAAGCAUGGAGAGGGAAACUGGAAAGCAGUCCAAAAGAAAUCAGGACUUGCUCGCUGUGGGAAAAGCUGUCGUCUCCGAUGGUCAAAUCACUUGAGGCCAGGAGUGAAAAAAGGCUCGUUUACUGCCGAAGAAGAACGCCUAAUCAUUGAGUGUCACUUUCUGAAGGGAACCAAGUGGGCUCAUAUGGCUAAAAUGCUGCCUGGACGUACAGAUAACGAGAUAAAGAACUUUUGGUACACAAGAUCUAAGAAACGGAAUCGAGAUGGCUUACCAAUCUAUCCUGACGAGAUAAUGUCCAAAUAUUCGUUAAAUGACAGUCAAGAAAGUGCUGACACAUUGCCAAAUGAAUCCAACCAGCAUGAUGAAACAGAAACCUUCAACUUUGAUAUAUCUGACUUGGACCUUAAAUAUUACAAAUUCCGCCCAGAUAUGAUGCCACCACUUUUUGAUUCUCAAGAUUACAAACCAAUUAGCGACUUGGUUAGACAGUGCUCAGAUUCGUCUCAUAAUACCUUAUACAUGCCUAGUGCAGUAGUUCAACAAAGAUUUUUUUCCAGUAGCAGAAGUGCUGCUGUCCUGGAUGUAUUUGAUCAGUAUGGACAAUAUCCUAUGUUGUCUACUCCAUGUGAUCCGAUUCUUAACACCAACCUUCUUCAUGGAUAUGAUAACCCUAUAACUGGUUUUAAUGCCGCGUCAAAUAUCUCUUCUUCUGACCCCAUAUAUGGAUCCAUGACUUUUGAGCCCCCUUCAUUCCAAAAUUCACAGACUCAACAGCCUACCUGGACUAACAUGGAUGUGCCGCCACUUCCCUCAUUUGAGUAUGUUGACACGCCAGUUCAGGCUCCUCCAAUUGAGUCUUGUCCGCCAGUUCCAAAUUCUCUGGAUUGGGAUCGUAUAAUUGAUGCAACAGAACUUCCCUCAGUUAAGUAUGUUGACACGCCAGUUCAGACUCCUCCAAUUGAGUCUUGUCCGCCAGUUUCAGAUUCUUCUGAUUGGGAUCGUUUAAUUGAUCCAAUAGAUUAUGAUCACGAUGCUAUAGUUGCUGCCCAAUUAAACUUCUUAAGACAGGUCCGCUCAGAAAUUAAAAACACUCGGCGUUAUUAUAUUAACCGUGGUGCAUUCAAUGAUCAGCUUCCAGCUUAUUAUACUUCCAACAAAAAGAUAAUUUGA
Messenger RNA from Lathyrus sativus (Indian pea), 1806 nucleotides. The record is from the annotation of a GenBank genome assembly. NCBI's taxonomy places the organism in Eukaryota, Viridiplantae, Streptophyta, Magnoliopsida, Fabales, Fabaceae.